AUGAAGAACAACGGUUUAGAUAUAUUGAAUGAUGUCUUGGAAGAGAAUGUGGUGGUUAUAGGGGUUGACUAUAAUUCCGCGAAUAAAAAGUUCAAAGUUCCACCUAAGAAGAAGACAAAGUUUCAUAUGUAUUAUAGUCAUCCAAAGUCCAAAGGAAAGAAAUGGAAGAAAACUCAAGCUAAGAAAGUGUUGAAACCCAAGAAAACUGUCAAAUGUCUCUUAGCUCAUGUUCCUCUUAGAGUUUCUUCUAGAAAGGAUUGGUAUUUUGAUAGGGGAUGUUCGCAUCAUAUGACUGGUGAAAGGAUCUAUAUUGAAGAGUUAAAGCCAUAUUCUAAUACUUAUGUCAAAUUUUGUGACGAAACUAGAGUAAGAAUCAAGGGGAUAGGCAAGCUGAUGAGUUCAGAUUUACCAUGUCUUGAUGAUGUGCUUCUAGCAGAAGGAUUAACUGCUAAAUUGAUCUACAUAAUUCAAUUAUACGAUCAAGAUCUGAAUGUUGGCUACAACAAGUCAAAAUGA
Lathyrus oleraceus (garden pea) is the source of this 516-nucleotide messenger RNA. RefSeq lists its product as uncharacterized. The transcript is spliced from 2 exons. The record is from RefSeq and is a predicted model, not a curated record. Lineage: Eukaryota; Viridiplantae; Streptophyta; Magnoliopsida; Fabales; Fabaceae. Bases 1 to 516 code for a protein of 171 amino acids.